This is a messenger RNA of Papaver somniferum (opium poppy), 588 nucleotides long. RefSeq lists its product as uncharacterized. The transcript has a single exon. Lineage: Eukaryota; Viridiplantae; Streptophyta; Magnoliopsida; Ranunculales; Papaveraceae. The record is from RefSeq and is a predicted model, not a curated record. Gene Ontology annotation, molecular function: RNA-DNA hybrid ribonuclease activity; nucleic acid binding. The coding region runs from base 1 to 588 and encodes 195 amino acids.
AUGAAGGGUAAAAUCAGAGGAUCUAUGUAUGAUAUGAGCAUCAUGACAGCUUUUGGUAUCAGAGGUGUGAAGGUUAUAACAUCUGAGGUAAAAGAAUGCAUUUUCAAAUUCCCUGCAAUAAAUCAAGUGCUCAUUUGCUGUGAUGGAGCAUCAAAAGGGAAUCCUGGUUGUUCUGGCUAUGGAUUUGUUGGAAGAAACAAUACUGGAGGUUAUCUUGGUGCAGUGGCUGGUGGUUUGGGUGUGGCCACAAAUUUCAUUGAUGAAGUGAUGGCUUUAAUCUGUGAAGGUGAAUGGGCUAUAAGAAGACAGUUUUUUAAUGUUUGUUUUAGCCUGGAUUCAAAGGAAGUACUGCAUGCUUUCACCUCAGGGGAAGUACCUUGGAUGGUAAUAAACGGAUGGAAAAGAAUAAUGGCAAAGCUGCACAGUUUUUCCUUCAGACAUUCUUUUAGAGAAAUAAACUUUUCCGCGGAUAAAAUGGUAAAGAGCGGUUCAUCACUCAGAAGAGGAGAAAUAAUGUUAUAUGAUGAGAAACCUGGAUUCUUGGGAGCUCUGGAAUGUGAAAAUCAAUCAUAUUUUCGGUUUUUCUAG